AUGGCCCGGCUCUCCGGUCUUCAGCGGGAGGUCUUGUCCCUCUACCGAAAGUGUCUACGUGCAAUCCGCCAGAAACCUCUGGAAUCAAGAAGCAAUUUCCAAAAUUAUGCUAGGGCGGAGUUCCAAAAGCACCUCUCGGUGAAUAAAAAGGACUUUGGCGCCAUCGAGUAUCUCCUGCGCAAGGGCCACCGCCAGCUCGAGAUGUACGCUUCUCCGGGAAUUCGUAAUAUUCGAUGA
Molecule: messenger RNA, 237 nt
Organism: Penicillium cinerascens
Lineage: Eukaryota; Fungi; Ascomycota; Eurotiomycetes; Eurotiales; Aspergillaceae
Product: succinate dehydrogenase assembly factor 1
Exons: 3
Coding region: 1-237 (78 amino acids)
Biological process (GO): mitochondrial respiratory chain complex II assembly
Cellular component (GO): mitochondrion
Source: RefSeq, a predicted model, not a curated record